AUAGUGCCGCCCUGGUCGCGUUCGGUUGAAGUUGAAUUUUAUUUAUUUUUCGCCGGUUUUUGACACAAAUGGCCCCGCCAAAGGCCGCCAGCCACCGUCCGGCGGUGCGGCGCAGGAAGUCCGGAACCCUGGUGGACUCCAUCCUGGACAAGUACCUCAAUGUGCGGUUUUUCAAAUACCUGCUGCUGGAGCCGGCCGCUCUGCCCAUAGUUGGGCUUUUCGUGCUCCUCGCCGAGGCGGUGAUCAACGUGGUGGUCAUCCAAAGAGUUCCCUACACGGAGAUCGACUGGGUGGCCUACAUGCAAGAGUGCGAGGGCUUCCUCAACGGCACCACCAACUAUGCCCUGCUCCGCGGAGACACUGGACCUCUGGUUUAUCCAGCUGCCUUCGUUUACAUCUACUCGGCUCUCUACUACGUGACAUCCCACGGAACAAAUGUCCGCCUGGCGCAGUACAUAUUCGCCGGGAUCUACCUGCUCCAGCUGGCCCUGGUGCUGAGAUUAUACUCGAAGAGCAGGAAGGUGCCGCCCUACGUCCUGGUGCUCAGUGCCUUCACCUCGUACCGCAUCCAUUCGAUCUAUGUUCUGCGUCUCUUCAACGACCCGGUGGCAGUACUACUGCUCUACGCCUCCCUCAAUCUCUUUCUGGAUCGACGAUGGACCCUCGGCAGCACCUUCUUCAGCUUGGCGGUGGGCGUUAAGAUGAACAUCUUGCUGUUCGCCCCGGCUCUGUUCCUGUUCUAUUUGGCCAAUCUGGGACUCCUGAAGACGAUCCUCCAGUUGGCCGUUUGUGGAGUGAUACAGCUGCUGCUAGGGGCUCCCUUCCUGCUCACGUAUCCUGUGGAGUAUCUCCGGGGAAGCUUUGAUUUGGGUCGCAUCUUCGAGCACAAGUGGACGGUCAACUACCGGUUUUUGAGCAGAGAACUCUUUGAGAACAGAUCCUUCCACCUUUCGCUAUUGGGCCUACACUUACUGCUUCUCCUGGCCAUUGCAAAGCCCACCUGGACCUACUUCCAGAGCUACGUGCGCCUGCGCCGCGUUGAGGAUCAGUUGCAGCCGCAAAUUGACCAGCAGAAUCGUGAAGUCAAGGCUCAGAAAAAGGUAAGAAAGGCGCAAAAGGACAAGGAUGAGAAGAAUUUCACAGCCGAGCAACAGUCCUUCCUAAAAGCCUUCGAAAAGAGUCUGCAGAAGUCAUCUGGAGCGAAGGCAACUCCAGCUCCUACCCAGUCGGAACCGGAACGCUAUGGCAUCCACUUCGAUCGCUGCACUCAACUGGCCUUGUUGCCAUUCUUCCUCUGCAACCUGGUGGGAGUGGCCUGCUCCCGAUCCUUGCACUAUCAGUUCUACGUUUGGUACUUCCACUCGCUGCCCUAUUUGGCCUGGUCUACGCCGUACUCCCUGGGAGUGCGAUGCCUCAUCCUGGGACUCAUUGAGUACUGCUGGAACACCUAUCCCAGCACGAACUUCUCCAGCGCUGCCCUGCACUUCACCCACAUCCUCUUGCUUGCGGGUGUGGCCAAACAACUCAUUCAGACCAUGCGAAUAAAUAAUGCAGCCAAGAAGGAGCAGCAGGAACAGCAGAAGAAGGAGCAACAGCAAGAGCAGAAGAAGGUUCAGUAGGAGGAGGAACUUUUUAGCCACGAGUGCCACUUAAAAAAGUUGAUUAU
Messenger RNA from Drosophila subpulchrella, 1666 nucleotides. RefSeq names its product lethal(2)neighbour of tid protein (gene Alg3). The record is from RefSeq and is a predicted model, not a curated record. The transcript is spliced from 2 exons. NCBI's taxonomy places the organism in Eukaryota, Metazoa, Arthropoda, Insecta, Diptera, Drosophilidae. Gene Ontology annotation, cellular component: endoplasmic reticulum. The coding region runs from base 69 to 1619 and encodes 516 amino acids. Gene Ontology annotation, molecular function: dol-P-Man:Man(5)GlcNAc(2)-PP-Dol alpha-1,3-mannosyltransferase activity.